AUUAAAUACAAUUAUUUGUGUGUCAGCCAGGUAUCUCAUCCUUGUCACACCAGUGUUAUGAUUUUUCCAGAUAUGACCCUGUGUUGCACUCAAUGUUUUCAGCAACAAAUAUAUACCACGUACCGAGAAACGAAAGCGAAACUAGGAUGACGUCAUAGGUAUGUUUGGAGUGAUCAUCAGUGGGCCUCAGCUGUGAGGGAUAUAUACGCCAUCUGUGUCCUCCUCCACUGCCGCCGUUGUUGCUGAUGUUGAUGCUGCUGCUGUAACCUUCACUUGGAUGUCUUUUGGCUCGCAGACAACAUAGGCAGUUAUGAAGAAGCUUUGGGCACCGAAAGGUCUACCUCCUGCUUUACCGGUUGUCAAGAAGGUGAAGACAAAAGGCGGUUUACAAAUAAAUAGUCAAAUACAACUGGUCGAUGGAGAGAUAGCCAAACAACAGGCUGACGUCCUGGUGAACACAACCGGGACUGAUGUCAACCUCCUGGCUGGAACCGUCUCCUACACCUUCCUGGAGGCAGGAGGGAAAGAGCUGCAGGAUGAGCUGACCAGAGCAUGUCCUUCUGGACUGAAGGUCGGUGGCGUAGCGCAGACCACGGGAGGGACACUACAGUGCCAGAAGGUGUUCCACGUUGUGUUGAAGCAGUGGAUGAAUAAAAAUGAUGAGGCAGAACAGAUACUUAAGGAUGUUGUCACCAAGUGCCUGGAGAUGGCUUCCAAACAAAACUUCCAGUCCAUUGCCCUGCCUGCACUUGGAGCAGGGUUUCAGAGAUUCCCAGGCACACGGUCUGCAGACAUCAUGUUUACUGCCACUGAAACAUUCCUGCAGAACAACAAAGGCUCCACUCUUAAAACCGUCAAAUUUGUCUUUCAUCGAGGUGACGAUAUGCUAAGAAAGGACUUCGAGGCAAGAAGGGAUGGUGUGUCGGUAGUCCAUGAGAGUCGUGUCAACAAGGAGAUUGUUUUGAAGAAAACUGCCGGAACUAAAGAACUGACCAUCAGGGCAAUAACUGGAGAUCUGACCCAGCUGGAGGUCGAUGUCUUGGUGAACACGACACAGACAGACCUGGAUCUCUCUGUGGGAGCUGUGUCAGGCUCCCUCCUUAACGCUGGGGGUCAGGUUCUUCAGGAUGAGUGUAGACAACAGCAUCCGCUGGGAGCUAAACCUGGCACUGUGGUACAGACUGGUGGAGGAAAACUGACAUGCAAGAAGGUGUUCCACGUCAUCCUAAAAGACUGGUCAGACGGGGACGAGAAAGCAGAGAAGACUUUUCUCGCAGUCGUCACUACGUCCUUGCAAGAGGCAUCCCGACAGCAGUUCACCUCUAUUGGUUUUCCCGUCCUGGGUACGGGGUAUGCUGGAUUUCCCGCAGAGAAGUCCACAAUCCUCAUGAUGAAGGCAUUCGUUAACUUCUUUCAGUGUACCGCGUAUACAUCACUGCGGGUUCUCUCUGUUGUUGUUCAUCCUAAAGACAGUGCAAUCAAAAAGAUCGUUGAAGACCAAGUUGGAGAGGGUGAACGGUUAGCAAGUAUGGCGAAAUUCAUCAUCAAAGCAGAUGGCACCCAGUUACCUGUAGGAGAGGAAACCCAUGUUGUUGCUGGUCAGGUGGUCGGCCAAAAGGAUCUCCUCCCCCGGGCUGCUUGUGUCAGUGGUGAAGAGGAAGCUAUGGCCGGAACUGAAGUCAAAUACAAAAAGCUGAAAUGUGGGGACAGGUACGACAUGACGCCAGACGACUACCACUACCGACUCGUGGAAUCUCAGUUCCACAGAUAUCUGUCAAAGGAUAAGGUGAAUAGACACAUCUUUCAGAUAACACAAGUUGUAUAUGUGGUGAAUCCAAAACAAAAGGAAGUUUUCAGUGUGGCGCAGGCACGGAUGCCGAAACAACAACCUGUACUAGCAUUUUAUGGAACUGCGAAAGAAAAUAUAAAAAGCAUAUGUCAAGACGGAUUUCAGCAACCAUGUUUCGGGAAUACAGUUUCAUUCAGUGAAUAUCCUCUAGUUUCAAUGAAGUCCAUGCAGAAAUCCAACGUGUUGCUUAUAUGCAAAAUCCUAAGAGCAAACGGACAGACUAUAGAUCUAGGGACAGAUAAGCCUGAUUCCUACUCCCUCGUACAUUCACCGGACAAAGCACUUGUCAUGCACAAAGAAGACUACCUACUUCCAUGUUACAUUGUAUACUUCGGUAUCGUCAAGAGAUUCAGACUCAAAGAAGAUCCCGCAAAUGUACUGAAGACUGCCGAUCCUCUCGCCUCCCCGGUUGCCGUGGCACAAAAUCACACCGGAACUAAACAGGCUGCACAACCAACUGUAGCAACACCAGUCGCUGGAAUGUCAACUGUAUCUGUUCCAAAGAUGGUCCUGUUAAUGAAGACUGAACCUAUGGAACUAAUACUUGGUGAUAUAUCACAUGAACAGGUUGAUGUGAUUGUGAGCAUAAUCGGAACUGAUGGGAAGUUUCUGCCUGGAAGUGUCACUUCCCCAGAAGCAGGAGGGAAGGGGCUGCAGGAAGAACUGACCAAGGCCUAUCCUUCUGGACUGCAAGUUGGCGCCAUAGGGCAAACCAAAGGAGGAACAUUACAAUGCAAGAGAGUGUUCCAUGUUGUACUGAGACAAUGGAUGAAUCCUAAUGAUGCCGCUGAGAAGGUUCUCAAAACGGUUGUCACUAAUUGUCUCGAGAUGGCUUCAAAGAAACAGUUCAAGUCCAUUGCUUUCCCUGCCCUUGGAUCCGGGCUGCACCGAUUCCCUGGGAAGCGAUCUGCCGACAUCAUGUUCACAGCAGUGGAAAGUUAUAUACAGAAGCAUAAAGGCACAUCAAUUAAGUCAAUCAAAAUCGUCCUUCAGACAUCAUCUGACGUCUUGCUGAGGAAGGACUUUGAAGGCAGGAUGGGGAAACGUCCAGUAGUGCAUGGGAAUACUGUCAGCAAGGAGGUUGUAUUGAAGAAACAAGUUGGAGCCAGUAAAGUGCUGACCGUAAGGGCAAUAGUUGGUGAUUUGGCCCAACUCACGGAUGAUGUUUUGGUGAAUACCACCCAAACUGACCUUAAUCUGUCCAUUGGUGCCGUGUCCAAUUCUCUUCUGAACACUGGAGGUCCAGUUCUGCAGACAGAGUGUAAACAGCAGCACCCGCAGGGAGUCAAACCAGGGACUGUCGUCCAGACUCAGGGUGGGAAACUCAAGUGCAAGAAAGUCUUCCACACAGUGCUGGAGGAAUGGGCAAAGAAGAGUGAAAAAACAGAGAAGGCCUUUCUGUCAGUCGUUACCACCUGCCUGCAAGAGGCCUCGAGACACAAACUCAAGUCCAUCGCUUUCCCUGUUCUCGGGACAGGCUAUGCUGGUUACCCAGCAGAAACAUCAGCACGGCUCAUGAUGAAGGCAGUCUUGGACUUCUUCAACAAAUCUUCUGAAACAUCACUGGAAGUAAUCUCAAUCGUUGUUCACUACAAGGAUGAGGUCGUCAGAAAGAUUGUGGAAUCACAAGUUGAAGAGAGUGAACAGCUGUUAAACAAGGCAAAGUAUAUUGUUCAAGCAGAUGGCUCCAAGGUAGCGGUUACCGGAAGUACCCAUGUUGUGGCGGGUCUGGUCGUCCGUCAGAAGGAUCUGUUCAGUCGGGCAUCUUAUGUCACCGGAGAACGGAAGGCGCUUGGUGGAUCUGAAGUGAAAUACUUCGAGCUGAAGCCCGAACCUCGCUGUAGCAUGACACCAGAAGACUACCAUUACAGACUGGUGGAGAGUCAGUUCUACAGGUACCUCUCGAAAGACACAGUGAAUCGACAUAUAUUUCAACUGACCAAAGUGGAAUACGUUGUGAAUCCCAAACAAGUCAAACAGUUCAGAUCGGCCCAGGAGAAAAUGUUCCAAAAAGAUGCUUCAUAUGGGGUUCCUGUUCUGGGUUUUCAUGGAACUUCAGAGGAAAACAUAAAGAGCAUCUGUGAGGAAGGAUUCCGUCAGCCAGACCACCCCUUCUUCGAAGAGACAACUGACGUCGGGUGGUACGGGAACGGCAUCUACUUCAGUGAAUACCCGCGGUUUGCCAUGAAUUACAUGCAGAAGACCAGCAAGCUACUCAUGUGUAAAGUCCUGAAGGGGAAGACCCUCGCGUGUAAAAAGUUAAAACUUGGGGCAGCAAAAGAACCAGGCUACGACUGCCACGUUGAUCCAUACGGCAGGGAAAUUGUCAUCUUUGAGGAGGACUGCAUUCUUCCAUGUUAUAUUUUGCAUUUCAACAUCUGCAAGAGAUUCAAAUUCAAAGAAGACAAGAAAUCCUCCAACGACAAUGAUGACACUGAGAUCGAGUACCUGGGUGAAAUGGAAAUGCAUAAGGGGGAACUCUUCCCUGGCUUUUGAACACACAGAAUGCUCUGGAACACAGAUUGUAGCACUAUUUACACAGAAUGCUCUGGAACACAGAUUGUAGCACUAUUUACACAGAAUGCUCUGGAACACAGAUUGUAGCACUAUUUACACAGAAUGCUCUGGAACAUAUACUCACACGCAAAAGAAACGCAAGUCGAGUAUGCAGUAUACAUGUUAUUUAUUUUCAACAGUAAAGACAAGAAAUACUAAUAGGGCAAGAUUGACAAUUUUUUUACUGAAGACAGUUUAAUGGAUUAAAAGGCAGAUGACAUAAUUGGUUUUUUUAAAUAUUAAGUGCUUACACAGUUUCCGGUCAAUACCUAAAAUGUCAGUCAGUACCUGGUGUGACCACCAUUAGCAUUGAUCACUGCCACACAUCUCCUGUACAUUGAGUGGAUCAGACGAUUUGUGAAGGCCCUAGGGAUCCUCCUGCACACAUCCAGAGCAGCUGUGCGUAGCUC
Haliotis rufescens (red abalone) is the source of this 4815-nucleotide messenger RNA. RefSeq lists its product as uncharacterized. Gene Ontology annotation, cellular component: nucleus; cytoplasm. The transcript has 33 exons. Gene Ontology annotation, biological process: negative regulation of gene expression. Gene Ontology annotation, molecular function: transcription corepressor activity; NAD+ poly-ADP-ribosyltransferase activity. The record is from RefSeq and is a predicted model, not a curated record. NCBI's taxonomy places the organism in Eukaryota, Metazoa, Mollusca, Gastropoda, Lepetellida, Haliotidae. Bases 311 to 4345 code for a protein of 1344 amino acids.